AUUGCCACUUCAAGCUCUUCUCAUUAUGGAUAAUGCACCAUCCCACCCUUCAGUAGAGGCUUUGAGUUCUGAAGGAAUGAGUUGCAUGUUUCUGCCCCCCAAUGUCACAAGUCUGGUUCAACCUAUGGAUCAGGGAGUGCUGGAGAACCUGAAGCGCAGGUACAAACGAGAGCUCAUGAGAAAACUGCUGCUUCAAUCUGAAUCGAGUGAAGACUCCUUCAUUUCCUUCAGCAAAAAGCUGACCAUAAAAGAUGCGGUGUACCUGAGUGCUAAAUCUUGGAACGAAAUUCCUGAAGUUUCUCUCUGUCGUGCUUGGAAUAAGCUAGGGUUUGGUGGUCGUAGUAUGGGUGAUGCUUCUCGGAUCGAUGCCAGUGAAUCCGAAGAAGAAAUUACCUUUGAAGUAUGUUCCCAGUUGGGCAUCAAUGAGGAAGAAAUGGAGCAAUGGCUUCUUGCUGACAAGGAUGAAACUGGGUCUCAAUCGCUGACUGAUGAAGAAAUUAUCGACUCUGUUCAGGUCCAGGAUCCAUCGGACAGUGAAGAUGAAGCUGAGCACACUGAUGUAGCUAAGAUUAGCCACACAAAGGCUGUUGAUUGCUUUAGUGUCUGCUUGGAAUGGUUAGAGCAGCAGCCUGAAGCCACCCCCAUGAAUCUCAUGCUUUUGAGAGAGCUCCUGGACCUUGCAGGACAAAAAAGGGGUUCUGCCUUGAAGCAAAAGACAAUGGAUUGUUAUUUUAGUAACCCUUGAAUUCGUUCUUACACUCUCACAGUUACUGUAGUUCACGUACUUAUCCUUUUUGUUAGCCAUACAGUGUACUCCUGUUUUCACAAGUUAUGUAAUCAUCGAUAUUACAAACUUCAGACUUAUGAACAUUUCACAAUUACGAACACCCAAUUUCCCGAGGUGUUCGUAUCUUUGAGGUCCUACUG
Messenger RNA from Corticium candelabrum, 927 nucleotides. RefSeq names its product jerky protein homolog-like. Gene Ontology annotation, molecular function: DNA binding. NCBI's taxonomy places the organism in Eukaryota, Metazoa, Porifera, Homoscleromorpha, Homosclerophorida, Plakinidae. The coding region runs from base 26 to 745 and encodes 239 amino acids. Gene Ontology annotation, cellular component: nucleus. The transcript has a single exon. The record is from RefSeq and is a predicted model, not a curated record.